Chrysochloris asiatica (Cape golden mole) is the source of this 480-nucleotide messenger RNA. It is a transcript of the gene TMEM35B, whose product is annotated as ZMYM6 neighbor. Lineage: Eukaryota; Metazoa; Chordata; Mammalia; Afrosoricida; Chrysochloridae. The record is from RefSeq and is a predicted model, not a curated record.
AUGGCGCGCCUGCUCGCUGCUCUGCGCCUUCUGGUGGGCGGCUUCUUCAUGCUCACUGGGGCGGCCAAACUCUCAGAGCAGAUCUCGGCUCCGGUGUCGGAGCAGAUGAAAGUCCUGUUCGUGCAGUUUGCUGAGGUGUUCCCGUUGAAGGUGUUAGGUUACCAGCCAGAUCCAGUGAGCUACCAAGCGACUGUGGGCUGGCUGGAACUGCUGGCUGGAUUGCUGCUGAUCCUGGGCUCACCGAUCCUUCAAGAAAUCAGUAACAUAUUUUUGACCCUGCUCAUGAUUGGGGCUAUCUUCACUUUGGUGGCUCUGAAUGAGUCACUGAGCACGUGUAUCCCGGCCAUCGUCUGCUUGAGCCUCCUGAUACUGCUGGAUGUCUGUCAGGUCUCAGUCCAGGCCCAGGGGGCCAGACUCACAAGGAAGAAGACUGCACGUACAUUCACGGGAUCCUGGAAGUGGAAGAGCUCUGUCUCUUGA